AUGCCAAUGGGAACAUCUCUGCUCAUUGAAGAGACCGGGACCACCGAUUUCGGAGGCGUGCUGUUGCGAUACUAUGCCGCAGAAGGACUUGUACAGGGGCAUCACGUUCACUUGCUGGGCUUUGGUGACGCCUGGCGCAGGGAACUUCCAGGACUCGGAAGUCUGGAUGGCUCCAAGAGCAGUGGGAAAUCUACGUCGUCCUCGGAUGACAAGAUGAAGAUCGCCUGGCGUUAUGAGACACUUGGGCAGCGCAACGUGCCGGCCAGAGGCAUAUCCUCAAGCCAACUUUUCGCGACACCAGUCGAUGGUCCCCUGGCUUCGCCAACGCAAACUCCAUUCCACAAGUUCAUUGCAGAUGUAACCUCGAAAAUCAAGAACUCACCUCCUUCGACCAUCCACAGGAUUGUGGUUCCCAGCCUACUCUCACCCACGCUCUACAACUCCGCUGCCAGCCAGCCUCGCGAGAUUCUCAAAUUCCUGCAUGCGCUGCGAGCUCUUCUGCGACAGUUCCCAACCCAAGUUACUGCCAUCGUGACCAUCCCUGUCACACUCUUUCCGCGAUCAACUGGACUCACGCGAUGGAUGGAGCUAUUGUCUGACGGAGUCCUCGAGCUUAUUCCUCUGCAGCACCAGGCCCCAAUCACCCGGGAGCCAGGAAGCGAGGACAAAGGCCAAGGCCUUUUGCGCGCCCACAGUCUCCCUGUGUUCCAUGAGAAGGGCGGUGGCUUGGAGGGUACGUGGAACCGGGAGAACCUCUCGUUCAAGCUCAGUGGCUCGAGUGGGCUGGUCAUUACGCCUUUCAGCCUUCCCCCUAUCGGAGACGAGGAAGAGACCCCUAAGCAUUCUAAACAAAACGAACCGAAAAAGGAGAGCCUCGACUUUUGA
Molecule: messenger RNA, 885 nt
Organism: Fusarium vanettenii 77-13-4
Lineage: Eukaryota; Fungi; Ascomycota; Sordariomycetes; Hypocreales; Nectriaceae
Exons: 3
Coding region: 1-885 (294 amino acids)
Biological process (GO): tRNA wobble uridine modification
Cellular component (GO): cytoplasm; elongator holoenzyme complex; transcription elongation factor complex
Source: RefSeq, a predicted model, not a curated record